Carya illinoinensis is the source of this 1690-nucleotide messenger RNA. RefSeq names its product anthocyanidin 5,3-O-glucosyltransferase-like. Gene Ontology annotation, molecular function: UDP-glycosyltransferase activity. Bases 85 to 1509 code for a protein of 474 amino acids. The transcript has a single exon. The record is from RefSeq and is a predicted model, not a curated record. NCBI's taxonomy places the organism in Eukaryota, Viridiplantae, Streptophyta, Magnoliopsida, Fagales, Juglandaceae.
UGCUGUUUUCCCCCUCAUCAAGAGGUCAAACUUUAAAAUGUCCAAUAAUCGCCACGCAGCUACUUUGUUUCUCCGAACGCGAACAUGGACGAUGCCAUAGUUCUAUACCCCUGUGCAGGCAGAAGCCACCUGACCGCCAUGGUAGAGCUUGGCAAGCUCAUACUCCAACAUUACCUUCGUUUCUCAGUCACUGUCCUUAUCUUGAAAGCUCAAAACGCAGGUACUGCCUCCAAUCCCGAUUAUGUAACCAGCGCUACUGCCCAAUACAUCGCCGCCGUCAAAGCCACCACCCCAUCCAUCAACUUCCACGAGCUCCCCCCAAUCUCCGACAUCCCUUCCAAUACUCCCCACGCAGAGUUUCUCUUCCUACUCCCAUCCCUCAACAAUCCCGGUCUUCACCAAGCCCUCCAAACCAUCUCUCAGACCUCCAAACUCAAAGCCUUGAUAAUCGAUUUCUUCUGUGAUGCUGCUUUCCAAGUGGCUGCAAACCUUAGCAUACCCACAUACCAUAAAUACACAUCUAGCACAAGCACUUUAGCCCUAUUCCUUUACCGCCCCACCCUGCAUAAAUGCUAUGAUAAAAUAAAGGAAGAUAUCGGGGAUUCGCUUCUUGAUAUUCCCGGCUUACCUAGCAUCCUGGCGUCAGAUCUCCCGGAAAAUAUGUCGGAUCGUAGUUCCAAAUUGUAUGGGUAUUUCUUAACCGCGGCAACCAACAUGGCCAAAUCAAAUGGACUGAUCGUAAACUCUUUCGAACAGCUCGAAACAAAAGCUAUCAAGGCAAUAUCAGCUGGACUAUGUGUUCCAGAUGGACCGACUCCGCCAAUAUUCUGCAUUGGACCUCUGCUAUCAGGAAGCAAUCAAGGUGGAGAUGGACAGCAUGAGUGUUUGACUUGGCUAAACUCGCAACCGAGGCAAAGCGUUGUGUUUCUGUCAUUUGGAAGCAUGGGAUUGUUUUCGGCAGAACAAUUGAAAGAAAUGGCAGUAGGAAUAGAAAAUAGUGGCCAAAGGUUCUUGUGGGUGGUAAGAAAUCCACCACCAGAUAACAAAAAAGAGCCAAGGUUGGAUGAAUUAUUGCCGGAAGGGUUCUUGGAAUGGACCAAAGAUAGGGGUUUCGUGCUGAAACAAUGGGCUCCGCAGGUGGAGGUUCUGAGUCACGCAUCAGUGGGGGGAUUCGUGACACACUGCGGGUGGAGCUCGACGCUUGAAGCGGUGAGUGCUGGAGUGCCGAUGGUUGGGUGGCCUCUAUUUGCGGAGCAAAGGAUGAACAGAGUGGCAAUGGUGAAGGAAUUGAAGGUGGCGUUGGCAGUGAAGGAUUCGGAAGAUGGGUGGGUGAGUGGAGAGGAGUUGGGAAAGCGAGUGAGGGAGUUAAUGGAGGGGGAAGAAGGGAAAACGGUGAGGGAGAGGGUAGCGGCCAUGAGAGAUGCUGCUGUAGAAGCCUGGAGAGAGGGCGGGUCCUGUCGCAUUGCUUUGGCAAAGUUGCUUCAGCCGAGGCUUUCGUCGACGGAGUAAGACUGGUUGUGUUGACUUAUUGUCCUAAUCUUGUGCAUGCGAGUAAUUGUGUGGAUUUUCCAAAAGUCGUGGGAUGCUUUUGAGGUGUAAUUUCUUAAUUUCCAUGUAUAUUCUAAUUAAAGUCUUAAAAGCUUUAGAAGUUUUCUCUCCUUAAUUAAUUGUGAAACCAUAUUUCUUAUAA